CUUCAACGGUAUGGAAAGCAGACCGUUCGUUUUUCAGGAUGUAAACCAUUGCUAGGACAGAUAUUUACAUCACUAUGAAACAAGUCAUUGGAAUUUUACUUUUUCACAUUAUUGGCAUUCAUGCACAAAAUCGCUGCUUCAUUGGUCUCGAAUACAAUGGCUCUUGCUAUGCCGUUGUUUCUUCGCCUGAAACAUGGUCAGACGCCCAGGAUGUAUGUAAAACAUACUCUGGUGGAAAUCUCGCGAUCAUUGAUUCACAAGACGAAUUCGACUUUGUCAAUAACAUAAUAAAUGGCUCUCACGACUACUGGAUUGGAUUGAAGAAAACUGAGAACGUUGGUUGGAUAACGGGUGAAGUGACAACGUUUACUAGCUGGUCUACCAAUGAGCCAGAUGGAGGCAAAUACGUUCGAUCCGCAGACAUCUUAUUACAAUGGAGUGACGCAACGGGCACUGGCUAUCGGCCAUAUCUCUGUGAAAAAGAUGAAAACAAUGGGAGUUGUCCUUCAGGAUGGCAUGGCUUUAAUAGUAGUUGCUACGUCUCCAGCACUGGUGUAACGUUGGGGAAUGUAACCACCAACUGGGUGAGUGGUAAACGUGCAUGUUUUGACCUUGGUGGCCACCUAGUAACUAUAUCAUCAAGGGAGGAGAAUCAAGAAGUGAGGAGUUUACAGACUAUUCCACACUGGUAUGGCAUGCAACGGGGACUAUUUUAUUGGAACGGUAUGUCUAUGGCAGAUUACACGUCAUGGAUUUCCGAACCUGGCAACUCUCUACCAAUCGAUGAUAGUUGUGUGUUUGCCGAUGUGUCAAAUUCUGGGAAAUGGGAAACUGCAGCAUGCUCUUCGCUUAAAGGGUUCUUAUGCGAAACAUACGCGGAGAAUCCUAAUGUGGUGACCGCCCACUGUUUUUAUGAGGGAGAAAAACUGAAAGACCAUAACCUAGCGACAACAGAGGCGACAUCUAUUAUAGACUGCACACCACAAUACCGGUGUCUUAUUGGUGCGGAAUACAAUGGUUCUUGCUAUCAUUUUUCCUCUUCUCCUGAAACAUGGUCGGACGCCCAAGAUAUUUGUAAGAGUGCAUUUGGUGGAUAUCUUGCGACCAUCGAUUCGCCAGAUAAAUUCGAGUUUCUCAAUAACAUUAUGAAUCCUCCUCAAAACUACUGGAUGGGUUUAAAGAAGAGCAUGGAACUUGGCUGGGUAACAGGCGAAUCUCUCACAUUUACCAAAUGGGCGACCAACGAGCCCAGUGGGCACAUGUAUUCGCGCCCCAGCAACGGCGAAUUCUCUGAAUGGAUAGAUAGUUCGGGCGUUGGGACACGUCCAAGUCUUUGUGAACAAGCCGCUUGGGGUCCGAAUGAUACCCCUAACGAUGAACCUUGUCCUGCUGUUGAUCCAGAAAAGGCAAAAUCCAUAUCCAAUACAAUAAACGUAACAUUAAGAGUGACAAACACCCUUAGCCACCCCGUACAUUUUAUAUGGCUUGAUUACAAUGGCAUAGAAUCAACGGAUAUCACUAUACCCGCGGGGGAACAGAGGGAAACGUCUACCUAUGCAACACAUCCAUGGGUAGCAAGGUCUGAUACUGAGGCCAGACUUGAGAUAAAUGGAUCGUGCGUAUAUACAGCGGAAUACGAGAACAACACACCAGUCGAUUUAUAUAUUUCGGAGAACAAUGAUAGUUGCCCCGCAGGAUGGUAUAUCUUUGAGAAUAGCUGCUAUGUAUCCACUGAAACACUUGGCUUGGUAGACAAGACCUGGGUGAAUGGUAAACGUGCAUGCGUUGACCUUGGUGGCCAUCUAGUAACCAUAUCUUCAAGUGAGGAGAAUCAAGAAGUGGCGAGUUUACAGACAGGCCCAAAUUGGUAUGGUAUGCAACGAGGACUAUAUUAUUGGAAUAAUAUGUCUAUGGCAGAUUACACUGCAUGGGAUUCUGAACCAGCUAACUCUCUCCCAGUUGAUGACAGUUGUGUGUUUGCUAAUGUGUCCAAAUCUGGCAAGUGGGGAACUGCACCAUGCUCGUCACCCAAGGGAUUCUUGUGCGAAACACAUCUAAUAAAUAUGUAUGACAUGGUUGCCUCUUGCCUGGAUGAGGGAGAAAGACUGGUGAACCAUAAUCUGGAGACAACAUGGGCGCCAUCUAUACUAGACUGCGCAAGAUUUUGCAAAACAAACAAGUCUUGCGUUGCAUUCAAUUUUGAACCAAAAUUAGCUGCAAACAAUUGUGAUCUUCUAUCUGAGACCAGGUUGAAUGUAUCAUUAGCUGAUAUAAUAGUUGAUGCAAGCUGGAUUUAUUGUGAUGUCCAAAAACAUUGAGUCCAUGAUGGCACAUUGGAUAUGAUAAGGGGAUGAUUAGGCAGUUAGGCCUUCACAUGUUCGGUUUUCUCGCUAUGUGUUUAUUUUAGACGGGUGCAUCAAAAGGAGUUAUCUUCUUUUUUUAAGGACUGACCACGGCCGCUGUAUGAGAGGGCUUUCAAAACUAAAGUCAAUGGACGAAGCAUUUAUUCUAUUUUUGGAUCUUUGAAAUCAUUUGCUAUGUUAAUCAGUUCUGACUUAACUUAAAAUAAUCUAACUUAAUUGAAAUAAUCCCCAC
Owenia fusiformis is the source of this 2595-nucleotide messenger RNA. The record is from the annotation of a GenBank genome assembly. NCBI's taxonomy places the organism in Eukaryota, Metazoa, Annelida, Polychaeta, Sabellida, Oweniidae.